Geosmithia morbida is the source of this 1278-nucleotide messenger RNA. RefSeq names its product acetyl-CoA acyltransferase 1. Gene Ontology annotation, biological process: phenylacetate catabolic process; fatty acid beta-oxidation. Gene Ontology annotation, molecular function: acetyl-CoA C-acyltransferase activity. The coding region runs from base 1 to 1278 and encodes 425 amino acids. NCBI's taxonomy places the organism in Eukaryota, Fungi, Ascomycota, Sordariomycetes, Hypocreales, Bionectriaceae. The transcript has a single exon. Gene Ontology annotation, cellular component: peroxisome. The record is from RefSeq and is a predicted model, not a curated record.
AUGCUUCCCCGAGGAAUAAAAUCAGUGCUGACCAAAACGGCAUCAGACGUCGUCGUCCUCUCGUCAAUCCGCACCCCCAUCUGCCGCGCAUACAAGGGCCAGCUCAAGGACGCCUACCCGGAAGAGCUUCUGUCGGUGGUCUUGCGGGCGACUCUGUCCGACGCGAGAGCCAUGGGGCUGCGGGACGCGGGGGUGAUUGACGACGUGGCAGUGGGCGUGGUGCUGUCGGAGCUGGGCGGGUCCAAGGCGGCGCGCAUGGCCCUCAACCACGUCGGGUACCCCAACUCCACAUCCCUUUACACGGUCAACCGAGCGUGCUCGUCGUCCCUGCAGGCCAUCGCCCUGAUCGCGGCCCAGAUCCGCACCGGGGUCAUAUCGGCGGGGAUAGGCGCGGGCAUGGAGAGCAUGACGCGCAACUACGGCAGCCGCGCCGUGCCGCAGGACGUGUGGCCGGCGCUGCGCGAGUCGCCAAACCGGCACGCACGGGACUGCGUGAUGCCCAUGGGCCUGACUUCGGAGAAUAUCGCGGCGCGGUACAGCGUGUCGCGGGCCGACCAGGACGCCUUCGCCGCUGAGUCGCACCGCCGGGCGGCACGGGCGCGCGGUUCCGGGGCCUUCGACGCCGAGAUACGCCCCGUCACCACGCGCUUCCGGCCCGUCGACAGCGAGAGCGGACGCACGGGUGAGGAGGAGCGCACCGUCACCGUCACGGCCGACGACGGCAUCCGCGAGGGCGCGUCGACCCAGGCCCUGGCCAGGCUACGCCCCGCCUUCCUCCCCGAGGACCAGGGCGGCACCUCCACGGCCGGCAACUCGAGCCAGGUAUCGGACGGCGCGGCGGCCACGCUCCUCAUGCGCCGCGGUACGGCCGCCCAGCUCGGCCUGGACGGCCACAUCAUCGGCCGCUUCGUCUCGGCCCUCAGCGUGGGCUGCGACCCGGACGAGAUGGGCGUGGGGCCCGCCGUCGCCAUCCCCCGCCUGCUCGGGCAGCACGGCCUAGACCUCUCGGAUAUCCACCGCUGGGAGAUCAACGAGGCCUUUGCCAGCCAGGCCAUCUACUGCGUGCGCCGGCUGGGGCUGCAGUCCGCCUGGGAGCGGGGGAGGGUCAACCCGGAUGGGGGCGCCAUCGCGCUCGGCCACCCGCUCGGUGCGACGGGUGCGAGGAUGACGAGCACGCUGCUGCAUGGCCUGGCUCGCGAUGGUGGUGGUGAGCUGGGUGUUGUCAGUAUGUGUGUUGGGACCGGGAUGGGCAUGGCAGGUCUGUUUGCGAGGGAGUAG